CAAGUUUAAGUUAUACAUCAUUUGUUUUCUUUCUUUAAAUAAAUUAUCAAUCGUGUUUUCUUGUCGAUAUUUAACUACGAAAAAUGAAUAAAUUCUUUUCUUUUCAAUAUCACAGAUGGAGGGUAUCCACGACAACUUGCCAGUCUAUUAGAGUUAGCUCCAUCUGAAAAGGUAUUUGAAGAGCGACUACGUCUUAUUCGUUCACUUACUCCGAUUGGUCGUGAAGCUGCCAAUGCAAUUGAACAAUUGGUUUCUGAACAACGUCAAAUGAUACAGGGGUGGUGUGUUGCAUUGGCUAAUUUAGCCGAAGUAGCGGCAGAUACAAAUAAGCGUUUGUUGUUUGCAACAAGUCGAUUAGUUCAAUUUGAAGGAUGUGUAUCAGAUUGGGAACGAAAAUUGUACAACUUCAACGAAUUAAAAAAGGAAUUAUCAGAAUUGCCGUUACCACCGCAGUUGGUAGCUGGAACUAGUGAAAUCUUUGAUCAGAAAGAAUCGUUCAAUUUUAACAAUAUUCCUAAACCAACAAAUUUAUACGAAUGGGUUUGUUUACAAUCUGCUAUAUCUAGCGUCGGGACGCGUUAUUCCUUACCAUCGUCAACAAUUAAAGCUGUUGGUUUACAAACGAUUGCAUUAUAUCUUGGUCGACAUGCCGGUGUUGCUAGUGGUAGUACUGGACGUGUUCGUACAACAAGUACUGGUCAUAUUGGUGUCGUCAGUGGUGCUAAUGAUGGUAUUAUGUCAAAUAAUUCAGGAUCCAGUUGUAUUGGAUCAAAUCAACCUACUGGAGUUUCUUUUUAUACUGGUGGUUCUCAAACUAGCUUGAAUAGUUUAGGUUCUACAAAUUCAACAAAUUCCUCAGAUAUACGUUUCAUCAUGGAUCAUCAUCAAUAUUCCAUCACCAAAGAUGGUAACGAUACAAAUGUACAGGAUCCUUCUUCUUCUUCAGCACCUGAUUGUUAUGAGUCAGCGUUUUUAGAUAUAAUUAAACGUGCAUUACAUGAUAUACAUUCGUUACGAUUUGGUCCAGAUUCACCAUUCAAUUUUAAUGCUAAACCACCGGAUAAUUUCAGUAGUGAAUUAGUUUAUGUCAGAGCACAAACAAAUCGUUUAUGUGAACUGAUUACAAUGGUUACUAAUUGUUCAAAAUCAAAUUAUGAUGAAAUGACUACUUCUACUAUGCCUCAUCCUUCGACGAAAUCAUCAUCCAACAUUUCCACUACUAAUCUUGUGACUGGACUAAAUACUGCAAUGUCUAGUUCGAAAGAUAUUUCUGUUGAUUCAUUGAACAUUGGUAUUACAUCAAAUGAUUUCAAUGGAGCAGUGAAUAAAAGAGAAAUCCCACGGUGCACAUCAUCGUCAACUUUAUUCCCAUCGAAAUUGUCAUAUAAUGAUGGUGUAGAUGUUAUACACUUGAUCAGUGUACAUGAUGCGUUAGAUCCAGGUUAUUUCAGUCAACGUCUUUCACAACUUGACCCAUUAUUGUGUGAAGCUGUAGAUCUAGCCAGAAAAAUGAUUGGAAUCGAACAGAAUUCUAUAAAAACUUUUCAACAGAUAAUUCAACAAAAAGUUAAUUCAUUAUUACAGACGAAAUUUAUAGAAAAUACACAAAAUUCACAAGAAUUAAUUAUUGCAUUCAAUCGUCUUUGUGAAAUUCUCGGUAUUGUUAUGGAGAGUAAACUUUACUGGCUAAUAAUUUGUUUGAUCGUCAACGUUGGCUACAAAAUUUCCAAUCAGAAUUAA
Molecule: messenger RNA, 1740 nt
Organism: Schistosoma mattheei
Lineage: Eukaryota; Metazoa; Platyhelminthes; Trematoda; Strigeidida; Schistosomatidae
Source: the annotation of a GenBank genome assembly